AUUCAUUCGGUCAGUCGACCGUCGUACUUCGCAAUUCGCGUCGUGACACGGUGGAGAGCGUAUUGUUGGUAGAAUUAUUUAAUCGCAUUGACAACACGAUCGAUCGAUCGAUCGAUCGAUUUAUUGCCACAAGGCUUUUUCCUAAAGGAAGGAAAACGUCGGCAAUCAAUCGCGUGCGUGUUUUUGCGAUGUCGGUAGCGACCGCGAUCGCUCGAUUGGUAAAAUCACGACGUGAGCGUCGACGACGACCGUGCCACAACUACACCGCUGCGCGGGCAGCGAGCAAGAUGGCGGCCGAAUCAAAAGUCGCGCUCCGUUCGACGCUCGGCGGAUAAUGGUGGCCGGCGUCGGUGACGACGACGACGACGAAACUCGCGCUACGCUGCUCGAGAUGCCGGCCCGAUGACGCGUGCCACGAAGUGCGACGAAUAUAAUGCGCGCGAAACAACGAACGCGGAACGCCUCGUAAGGCGGCAGCGGCCAGGAAGAGUAGACUGACCAAGACGCGCCCGCCCGUCGAUAUCCGCCAGUGGCCAUCGCUGUAACCAUUUCCGCUCCCCUUCGAGUUUGAAUUUCGUAACGGUCGUAUCGGAGCAAGUGUCAAGCGUGUUCUGUCGGGCUCGUCCGAGCGCGCCUAUACGCUAUCGCGAGCGUGUGCGCGUCGUGCGGUGUCGUCCGGUUAGCUGUACGUUGCCGUACACGGCGUCUCCUCGCCUUCCGUGGUGAAACAGCUGCGGCGCCGAGACGACGGCGCACGUCACGCGUAAAGAUCGCGUAGGCAGAUCGCCGCGCGACAGUCGUCCAGCUUCGCCUAGUUGUCCACCCACACGCGCUCUGUCUCUAUCUCUAUCUGCCUCUCUCUCUUUCUCGCUCUAACCUCCCGCGUACUUGCUACGCGCCGCGUACAUCCGCGCCCGCUAAUUGAAUGCAGUCAUUUGCAUUAACGUAACGCUGAUGACAGAUCCACCUGCUGAUUGGUACCUGCUACUGCGUCGUACAUCCGCAACUGGAUCACGAUGGAGGACGCGAACGAGGUCUUGGUGUGCGCGGCUGAAUUCAUAAAAGAUCGAUUGUACUUUGUUACACUGAGAACAACAAUGAAACCAAAAAGUACUCCAAACACGCAUUACUUCAGUAUUGAUAAUGAGUUGAUAUAUGAAAAUUUUUACGCCGAUUUUGGUCCCCUGAAUCUGGCCAUGCUGUACAGAUACUGCCAAAAGGUCAACAAGAAAUUAAAGGGUAUUGCACUCAGCAAAAAGAAGCUUGUGCAUUACACAACGAUGGAUUCGGAGAAAAGAGUCAAUGCUGCAUUCCUCAUGGGAAGUUAUGCGAUAUUAUACUGUAAGCGUACAGCACAAGAGGCUUACGAGUGUUUGACUAAAAGUCCGAAUAGUCCUUCUUUCAUUAUGUUCCGUGAUGCCUCGAUUGGACCACCGUGUUAUCAAAUAUCGUUGAAGGACUGUCUAAGUGCUAUAUACAAGUGCCAUCAACUUGGUUUCUUUAAUUUCGAAGAUUUUUGUGUUAAAGAGUAUGAACACUUUGAGAGAGUUGAGAACGGAGACUUAAAUUGGAUAGUGCCUGGAAAGUUUAUUGCUUUCUGUGGUCCACACGCAAGAUCCAAAAUGGAAAACGGUUAUCCACUGCAUGGUCCAGAGUCAUAUUUUACGUAUUUCCGCCGUAAUAACGUGACAACAAUUGUACGGCUUAAUAAGAAGGUCUAUGACGCGUCAAGUUUUAUGAAUGCCGGUUUCAUUCAUAAAGAUUUGUUUUUUAUGGACGGCUCGACACCGACGGACUCGAUAAUGUAUCAAUUUCUCAAGAUAGCGGAAAAUGCGAGCGGUGCGAUUGCUGUGCAUUGUAAAGCGGGCCUCGGGAGAACUGGAUCUCUCAUAGGCUGCUACAUCAUGAAGCAUUAUCACCUGACGGCGCACGAAACGAUUGCCUGGAUAAGGAUAUGUAGGCCAGGCUCUGUAAUCGGACACCAGCAGCAGUGGCUAGAGAAGAAGGAGACGUAUCUCCGAUCGUUGCUGAAGGAGCCGCUGCAAACCGAAAACGGAAAUCCAGUUCACGAGUAUGGAAUAUACUCGAUAGCUGGCCGACCCAGGGCAGCUUCCUUCCAAGGAAGCGUGAAGAGUCUGAUGGAGGAUAACGUAUCGGGGAUAAUGCAUCGUGUAGACGAAAUAAAGUUGGACGAUCCCGGACCGGUAGCUGGGGCUAGCGCCACGCCUAGAUACAGUGCGCUGACACAAGGUGAUAAAUUGUGCAGGAUCAAAGCCAGGAGAAGAGGCAUAUCGACGACGCAGUCUCCUUUUAGUACAAGCACGGCAACAUCUACUGUUGCGCACCCAUAUUUGGGAUCUUUGUUACAAACUAGGAGCCAAAAGGGAACUAUUGCUACUCUAACGGGGAAUAAAGAGAAAGAUCCCACCAAGAGGCUCCUAUCACGGUCGACCGCAACGACAGUCGUAAAAAGAAACACUUGGUUGGUCAGCAGUAGCUGUGAUCCAUCUUCCUGCCGUAUUAGGUCUAAACCGGCAACACAGAGCCAUAACAUCAACAACAAUACAACCACCACCAAUCCCGUUACAUCUUUAACCGUAUCAAAACCAGUGAGAAGGGCGAAACGUACCUCCUGCAUGGCUGCACAGGCCCAUACUACAAACUCGUCUGCCAAUCAUUCGAUGACACAGCCGCAACAACGCAUGAAUAUGAUCCUCAGGUCGGCAGACCGAGUUGCCCGCUAUUCGCUCAGGCAUGCGCGCACAACAAAAAGUUAUAAAAGUGCAUUUAUCAGAUGACUAACCGAUAUUCCCAGUGGCGUUGGGGAGGACUGUCAGGUAACUGGAGCAUCUCACCAGUGCCGAAGAUCUCAUCGCUUAAACCCCAUCAUUCAAUAAAAAGCACUUCAUACUGAUCUUCAAUCCCCCUUCAACUCGAGCGAAUUUUGCCCAGGCUUAUAUAUAUAUCACAAGUCAACGAAGGUCAAACUAUAUCUCUAUAGUCUCAUCAACACUAUAUUAAUUUAUUAAUACUCUUUUGUCAUAUCUGCAUCAUAGGAUAUGAAUUUAUUGCAGCGAUAUCUAAUAUAUAGCUUACGCAGCUUUCUUCCAUGUAUCUUCGAAGUAUCGCGAUACGUUGAAUGUUUGCAAGAAAAGAAAAUCAGUUUCAUGUUAAUAUCAUUUUUCCACUUUAACAUUCUGCUGAUCAGAGAGAGCACUUGUAGAUAAGUAUUUCUAAAAUCAUUUUCGACCUAUGAUUUUCUGUUUUCAAUCAUUAUUUCAAUUUUGCCAAAUCGUUUAUUUAACGCUCACAUAUCCUUUCUGCGACAUUCAAUAAACGUACAUUUUAUAGUAGUGCGAUCGGAAGCUACACGCCCUUCCGUUUUUCAAUUUUAUUUGUCAAAAAAGGUUGAAGAAGCACUCAAUGAUAUCCUCUUUGCUAUUCUAAAGAAGUAAAGUCCAGCAUCAAACUAUGAUUAAUGGACAUCCUUUUUACUGUUGAAGUUCUCAAGGGCGGCCGACUUUGAGUCCCGUUGACAAUGAUCAAAAAGGAAUGUAAAUGACAAAUUCCAUAUAUGGCCUCCAAAAUUAGAAUUUGUUACAUUUUUUGUUGUAUUUAUAUUAUGCAAGUUUUUAUAUAUACACCUGUAUUAUAUAUACAGACCUUUAUUGUUACGAAAAAAUUAUUGCGAACCGGAAUUGGAUAGUUAGCAGAAAAAAAAGGAUUUAUUUAGCAUUAUCUUGAUAUGAAGAAUGUAGAAUAUUUAAAGGAACAUAAAUAUUCUGUAAUUGUCGGUUUGAAGCAAUGUUAAAGAUCUCGAGACACUGUAAUUUAUAUGGCACUUGUUGAGAAAUUACUUUUGUUGCUUUAAACCUGGACGAAGGCAUUAGGGAAAGAGACUUUUAAUCCCAAUAUAUCAACUGUGUAUAGUUUGUAUACAAUCGAUGCGAUAUGCUUUACCAUGGAUGUUACUUGAUGGAAAAUGUAUCUCUUACUAAUCUCCGUUAAAUCAUAGAAAAGAUUCGAAUGUAUUUAUACAUACCUAUACAUUUUUAUAUUUAAUCGGAAUAAUAUAAAUUACCAAAUUUUACAAAUUCGAUGUGACUGCAUAUUCUUUUUUUCUCCUAUUUUUUUUCUCUUUUUUUGCGCUAAUUAUAGCACAUUACAUGCUUGUUAAUGUAUGUAAUGUAAAUUAACAAGCAAAUGGCAAACAUAUUUGGCAACAAUUCAAUAAGAGAAUUUUAAUGUAAGAAAUAUUACAUCUUCAGGUCUUUUUGUAAGCAUAUCAUGAAGACAGUUUAUAACACACUGUAAUCACUUCUACACAAUUUUCUUGCGGUUACUUCAGCAAAACAUAUCAAUAAAUGUGAUGAAACUAUAUUAUAAAUAUAAUGCAAUUAUUAUAUACAAUCAAAUUUUUCAGAAUUUUCAUAUAAAAACAGAAAACAGAAGCGAAUACAAUUUUAACAGCAUUUUAUAUUAAAACCUUAAUAGUUCCAAAUGAUAUUUCAUCAUAUGAUUCAAAUUGGCCUGAAGAUACGACAGUGGGAUAUUGAAUGUCCUGACGUAGAACAUUGUAAAUUGUACAUAAAGACGUAAGUUGAUUAUUUGGAAUACCUUUAAGUACAAGAUUAAAAUUAAGCUGUUACUCUUACGAGUACCCAAGCUGUUCUGUAUAUAUUAAUUUACUCUUCAGUAGUCUCGCAACUUAUACUCUUCUGCAUAGCAAUAUGUUAACAGACUAUACAAUGCUUUUCUAGAGCAUUUUUUAGAGCAUUUUUUCUUUAUACCUUAGCAUAUAAAUAUAUAUUUGACUCGUUCAUUUCAAUUGCACUACUCACUUAUCAAGUGUAAAGCGAUGUUUUAAUGCAAUAUACAAAUGAAACAAUUCAAGAGAAGAAUGUUCUGAAAAUAUUAUAAAACUUUAAGUUAUAUCAUGUCGGAAUCUGUCUUAAGCAACAAGAAGGAAUUGUCAAUUUCGGAUAUCAAUAAUAGAUAAGUGGCAAUCGUAAGAGUAACUAAUGUACUUGUUGUUUAUGAAUGCUGUCGCAAUAUAUCCAAGAUCUAUAUACAUACAUACAUACAUAUAUAUAUAAAAAUUAUUAUUUUUUAUGAAGUUGGUAUAUGUAUAUGUAUAGUAUAAUUAAAGAGGUAUAUAUAUGUCAAUAGUAGUUUUAGAAUACAGAGUUUUUAACUAACUUCAACUGAAUCUAAUUUAUAUAUAUUAUAUAUUAUAUAUAUAUAUAGAUGCUUUUACAUAUUAAUAUGUAGUUAUAUAUUAGCUGUGUAUUCAUUUAAAACGAAUAUAGAAGUCAUAGCUUUUUUCUAAGUACAGUGUUUAAGAACAAAUGUUAUUAAAAAAUGUGAUGUUUAGGAAAUUAUAGUCAAUAUGUCAUUAGGUUUCAAGAAGUAGAAUUUAUAGUAGAGCGAUUAUUUAUUUUCGCGAAUGAGUGCACCAUUUAAAUUAUAAAACUGCAGCAACUCUCUGCGCAAUUCCGGUAUCUGACGAAGUAUUGUGGAUUACGUAUAGCAUUUCUCGUCGUUGUAAUGUUUAAUUGUAAUAUUACGUGCUACGAAACAAUUAUUAUUUCAAGACGGUGACAAUUAUGUCUUAUUAUCAUUAAAACAAAUCUAUUUGAAAAUGUAUAUAAGAAUUAUGUAAUUGCUAACUUGUAGUAAUCAUUGCAACGCGCAGUGUAAUAUUACAAAUGCAAGAAUUACCAUAAAUAUCGAUCGACUCUUAAAGGAAAGAAUGUCCUAGAGCAAAACACAUUUCUACUCGUUGAGAAAAUGACAAUUGAUGUAACAUUAGAAAACGUAACAUUAGAACGUAAACUAUUGAAAGAGUAUUAUUUAACAUUGUAUAUUUACACACUCUUUAUAAACUUUUUUUAUAAUUACGAACUAUUAAAUGUGCUUUAUACAUAUAAAUCACCCAGUGAACUUUAUAUUGCGUUAUACACUCAAUAAAGAAUAUGUAUUUUA
Messenger RNA from Ooceraea biroi (clonal raider ant), 5985 nucleotides. RefSeq names its product cell division cycle protein 14 (gene cdc14). NCBI's taxonomy places the organism in Eukaryota, Metazoa, Arthropoda, Insecta, Hymenoptera, Formicidae. Gene Ontology annotation, biological process: protein dephosphorylation. The record is from RefSeq and is a predicted model, not a curated record.